Molecule: messenger RNA, 657 nt
Organism: Lathyrus oleraceus (garden pea)
Lineage: Eukaryota; Viridiplantae; Streptophyta; Magnoliopsida; Fabales; Fabaceae
Exons: 3
Coding region: 1-657 (218 amino acids)
Source: RefSeq, a predicted model, not a curated record
AUGGGUCGAGUUUAUACUCUAGAUGCUAAGAAGGCUAAAGGAAAUAAUGAUUUGAUUGUUGGUAUGUGUCACUUGAAUAAUCAUCCUUGCUUUGUAUUGUUUGAUUGUAAAGCAACUCACUAUUUUAUAUCGAUUCAAUGUAUGGAGCGCCUUGCAUUGAAAGCGGCUCCCUUAUCCCCCUCUAUGGUGGUAACUACCGCCGCAGAUGAUGUUGUGGAAAUACAAUGGGUGUGUGAGAAUUGUUUACUAUCGGUGAAUGUGUUUAUUGGAUACGAGGAAAAAAUAAUUAUUAUUCCAAUUGAUGAAGCUACUCCGAAGGAUGUGAUGACUACUAUUUUGAAAGAAUCAAGUGAAAGGUUGAAGGUUGCACAAGUUCCUGUAGCUUACGAGUUUCCUGAAGUUUUCCCCGAGGAUGUUACUUCUUUUCCUCCAGAAAAGGAAGUGGUAUUCUCUAUUGAUCUGAUACCUGGGACAAACCAAAUAUAUGUCGCUCCGUAUCAUAUGUCACUGCUCGAGCUAAGGGAAUUGAAGAAUCAAUUGGAAGAAUUGUUGAAUAAGCACUUUAUUCAGCCAAGUGUCUCACCAUGGGGAGCCCUAGUGUUUCUAUUGAAGGAGGUGAUGGUGGAAUGCACUUAUGCAUUGACUAUCGUCAAUUGA